CCAAUUUCGUUUUCUCUGAUUGAAUCUUCUCCUUUUUAUGGCGUAACGCUACACGAAUUUCAACGAUUUAGUUUCUUUUUUUGGUUGAAGAAUCAAACGCAAGGAGAGAAACAAUGUCAACGGAGACUACUACGGGGAAUUCCUCAUCGAUUCCCGCAUCAUCGUCAUCCUCCGACGCUAUCGAUCCAGCACCGUUGCUUUUAAACGGCGAGGAUAAUGAAGGAAGCAACGGAGGAGGAGGAGGAGGAGGUGGGGAACGGAGAUCUGUUAGGAGACAAGGGUUGAGAGAAGCCGCGAGGUUUCUAAGUCGUGCUAGUAGCGGACGUGUGAUGCGUGAGCCUUCUAUGCUUGUGAGGGAAGCCGCGGCGGAGCAGCUUGAGGAGAGGCAGAGCGAUUGGGCUUAUUCGAAGCCUGUGGUGGUUCUUGAUAUUGUGUGGAAUCUGGCUUUUGUUUCGGUUGCUACGGCUAUUUUGGUGAUGAGCAGGAAUGAACAUCCGAUUAUGCCGCUUAGAGUUUGGCUUUUGGGGUAUGCUUUGCAAUGCGUGUUGCAUAUGGUUUGUGUUUGUGUUGAGUAUCGGAGGAGGAAUAGGAGGAGAACCAUUAGGACGACGACGACGACUCCACGGUCACGUUCUUCUUCUUCCUCUUCAUCUUCUUCUUCCUUGGAGGAAGAUGCUUUGGGUUCCAGGAGGAAUUCAGAUGAGCAGGACUUGUCCCUCGGCCACUUGGAUACCGAAAGCAGCAGUGUUGCAAAGCAUCUGGAAUCUGCCAAUACAAUGUUUUCCUUUAUAUGGUGGAUCAUUGGAUUCUACUGGGUAUCUGCUGGUGGCCAAGAGUUGGCACAAGAAUCCCCUCGGAUUUACUGGCUGUCUAUUGUCUUUCUUGGUUUCGAUGUGUUUUUUGUUGUCUUCUGUGUUGCGUUGGCCUGUGUUAUUGGAAUUGCUGUUUGCUGUUGCCUGCCAUGCAUCAUUGCAGUUUUGUACGCUGUUGCAGAUCAGGAAGGGGCUUCAAAAGAAGACAUUGAGCAGCUCACCAAAUUCAAGUUUCGCAAAGUAGGUGAUGCUAACAAACACACUGGUGAUGAAGCCCAAGGAACUACCGAGGGAAUAAUGACUGAGUGUGGUACAGAUUCACCCAUUGAACAUACUCUAUUACAAGAGGAUGCAGAGUGUUGCAUCUGUCUCUCUGCAUAUGAAGAUGGAACAGAGCUAAGGGAACUACCUUGUGGACACCAUUUCCACUGUUCAUGCGUAGACAAAUGGCUAUACAUCAACGCGACUUGCCCACUCUGCAAAUACAACAUCCUCAAGAGUAGCAACUUGGAUCGAGAGGAAGUCUAGAAAAAAACAGCUUUACGUGUUCAUGACCCACAACAUUUGAUCAGGAGACUUGGGGUUAAGGUCUGUACAUCUAUCUGUAUCUAUCUUCUUUCACUUGAAACCAAUGUUUUGUAGUUUGUACUACCUCUUCUCAGUCGAGCUCGAAUUGUUAGAGAUUAUCAUCAUCUUAGAUCUUUAGUUAUGCGCAAUGACGAUUUUGAUUGUUAAUUUAAAGUCUUUCCAGUUUGUUCUUUCGUCCUCUUGCUUAAGUAUAGGCCUAAUGAUAUCAUUUCUAGCUCAAACAAACCAUCACUAAUGAAAAUUAAAAUUGGAA
This is a messenger RNA of Arabidopsis arenosa, 1653 nucleotides long. NCBI's taxonomy places the organism in Eukaryota, Viridiplantae, Streptophyta, Magnoliopsida, Brassicales, Brassicaceae. The record is from the annotation of a GenBank genome assembly.